UAACAGUAACAUUGUGACCGGUUGCCUUGGUUACGGAUAAACCAGUAUACUAGUAUGGAAAGAGUUUUAUGACCCAGGCACGGGGUGUCAGAGGGGUAACGUGUGGGGGCGCACGUUUUUGUCCAUACUUUUUAGUAGGGUAGUAUGCGGAUGGUAGCCGGAGCCAUUAGGACCGCGGGCUGAGAGUAAGGUGGGAAAGAAGGGAAGUGACAACGAACCGGGGGGACAAGAAAGGUUUCCAGUAUGGCAACGAUAUCCUGAGCAUUAAGGGGAAAGUUCUAUAAGCUGCACGGACCCGGCGGGAGAGAAUGGACCCUCUGGCUGAGAGCAACCGAGCGACAUCUGACCUACUGAACCAGGCGGAACCAGACGGGCAGGAUGAGAAAACUGCACCUGCACGCACAGGUUGUGGAGCAGUGCUGGUGGGGUGCGCGGUGUCCAUGGCAUCCCUCAGUGGACUCAUGCUGGGCUACGAGAUGGGUCUGAUCUCCGGAGCACUGCUUCAGCUCAGGGAGGUUCUGGCGCUCUCGUGCCCGCAGCAAGAACAAGCCGUGGGUGCCCUGCUGCUCGGAGCGUUCCUGCUUUCAGUGGUAGGUGGCACCGUCGUGGACCGCUACGGACGCCGCUUUUCCAUCAUCCUCACGGCAGCGCUGUGCAUGUGCGGCACGCUGCUGAGCAUCUGCUCUCCAUCCUUCUGGACGCUCGUGGUGGGCCGUGUCUUGGUGGGAAUGGCCGUGGCACUCUCGGGCACAGCGUCGUGUCUGUACAUAGCAGAGGUGGCGCCCGCUGCCUGGCGUGGGAGAUGCGUAUGUGUGUACGAGCUGAUGGUGGUCCUGGGUGUCCUCCUGGGAUUUGGGCUGAGUUGGGUUUUCGCAGGAAUAGUGGACGGUUGGAGGUUCAUUUUAAGUGGAGUUCUGGUACCUGCAUGCCUGCAGAUGGCCAUCAUGCCUGUGUUGCCCCAAAGUCCACGCUUUCUCCUGACAAAGCACAGACAGAAGGAGGCACGGAAAACUCUAGCCCAGUUACGAGGGACCAUCCCGGAUGCGGUGGAGGAAGAGCUAAAGGUCAUCAUGGCAGCAUUGGGCGCUGAGAAUCAGCAAGGCUUUUUGGAUCUUUUUCGUUCCCGGGCCAAUAUGCGGAGGAGAAUGUUUGUGGGAAUGGCACUGGUGUUUCUCCAGCAGGCUACCGGACAGCCCAACCUUCUGGCCUACGCUUCCACCGUGCUGCGCGGGGUGGGAUUCCACAGUAACGAGGCUGCUACACUUGCUUCCACCGGCCUCGGUGUGGUUAAACUGAUUGGUACAGUCCCAGCAAUCUUACUAGUGGACCGGGUCGGACCCAAGGCUUUUCUGUGCGUCGGUGCCGUUGUCAUGACGUUGUCGACGGCGGCACUGGGCAGCGUAACACUACAUAGCCAAACUCAAGUAGCCAGCUUGUGUCAGAAUCCAGGCCAGCUCAAUCAAACCCUGAUGUGGAGGGGACAUGAUGCUAGCAUUAGGACAAACGCACACCGUGCUGAUUUUUUGUCAGAACAGAAUAACACUCAUCUUCGCAUAAACCCUUUUAAAUACACUCAGGUACCCUGGAUUUUAAACUCCACUCAGGACCACAGGGCAGCAGUAACGAACUCUGGAACCCCAGCAGGCGAUACUUGGAAAGAGAGAUCUGAGAUUUCACUAGAAUCCGUGUCCAUGAGUGAGGUGUCUCCUUCCCUGAAAUGGAUCUCUCUGGUUAGUCUGCUUAUCUAUGUGGCAGCUUUCUCCUUCAGCCUCGGACCAAUGGUCUACGUGGUUUUGAGCGAGAUCUUUCCCACCGGGAUCAGAGGAAAAGCCGUGUCUGUGGUCUCUGCCUUCAACUGGGCCAUAAACCUGCUCAUAUCCAUGACCUUCCUCACACUCACAGAGAAGAUCGGCCUCCCCAGUGUGAUCUUCUCAUACACUGCCAUGAGUUUCGUGCUGCUCAUAUUCGUCAUCGUGUUCGUGCCGGAGACGAAGGGCCGGUCUCUGGAGCAGAUCUCCAAAGAGCUUGCCAUGAAGAAUCAUCUUGACAGUAAUCUGUUGUGCCACCGAUGGAGAAAGAAGCCCAAGACCGAUCUGUCGCAGGAAGAGAAAUCCCUAGCAGCAGUUUGAUCCUGAACCGACAAGGAACGAGGAUGCAGAGUGUGAUGGAGCCUCAUCAAUAGAAAUUAGGAGAGAGAUUGUGAUGAGGCUGAGCCAACAUGGAUAACUAAGAGAGAUAUUCUGGUCAGUGACACGGCGGUCACACUCACGCUGUCCUGCAUCGCAGUGAAGGCUGAAAUGAAGUCAUUUAUUAUUAUUAUUAGUACGUCUUAAUCCUUUUCUAAGUAGGUGAUUUUAAAAAUACUGUAGGGCUGGAUUGUCACGACCAUGUUUGCAAAGACUUUUUGUAAAAAACAAACAAAAAAUUUUUUAUGUUAAAUCGUUAAAAAACAAUAAUGAUUUAAAUAGAUUUGAUCAUUUUAUUUCACAAAGUUUGAUGAAUUAUGUAUUAUAAAUAUAUAUUAUAUAAUUACAUUAUAAGGGAUUCCUCCUAAUCUGGUCUAGAACCUCCUCUAAAUAAAAACAAAACACACACUUUCUGACUUCAUUCAGCACAUGGAAGCAAAAUAUUGUGUAAAAUAUUGAAAUGACAACAUUGGAGUAAUGGAGUAUCAUGCAUAUGACUCUCACCAUACCUCACCCAAAAGCAGUAUGUAGCACGAUCACAAUAUCAGCAAUAUAAUCUGUAUAUAAAUAUUGCAGGGAACUAAAAGAGAAAAAAAAGGACCUUAACUUAUUUGUUGUAAAUGGUCUCAAUCUCAGGGGUGUUCCCAAAUUCCCAAGCUUUUUUUCGUAGCCUUUUGACCAUGUGGCGUCGCCUUAAAUCACCUACAAAUUCUCUACGCAUUAGCUAUAAAAUGGUAUCAUGUAGUUACAUAUUAUUGACGGAACGAUCAUCGAUGAUAAUCAAUUAUCAGUUGAUCGCCUGUGCAUUUCAAGCAAUCGAUUAGGAUAUGUGGCAGUCGAUUUCAAUCGUUAAAAAUUCCUAAAAUAUGCUACGUUGCAUGUUUUUCUUUUUUCUUUUGUCCUGUGCACCAAGGCAACUGCUGUGCAGUAAAAAAAUGCACAUGCAUGUACUCCUGGUAACUGCACAUGCUCACAACACAUUUGUUUUCACUAACCAGAUGUAGGUUUAUGGCUAACCGGGAAACUUUACAAUGACCAAGACUUAUGAUAAUGUAUUUAUAAACACCUCAUUUUUAAAAAGACUAAUAUUAAUUUCUCAUCUAUUGGUUUUUUUUUCUGGGUGUUUGAGUACUUUUUGGAAAGUCCCCGGUUCAACAACUAGCACCACCAAGGUGCCACUGUUGAGCCCUUGAGCAAGAAGGCCCUUAACUGCUCAGAUGUGUAAUAAGAUAGUCGCUGUGGAUAAGGGCGUCUGCCAAACACCGUAAAUGUAUUAUGGAAUGUUUACCGACUCCCAUCACCAAAGGCAAAGUACACAAAUCCUGUACUUGAAUAAAAGUAGAGAUUCCCUAGGGCAAAUAUUACUCAAGUAAAACUCCUCCAUUUACUUGUGUACCAGAGUUAAAGUACUCACCUUAAAAUAUACUUAAGUAACAAAAGUACACGGUGUGUAUUAACUCACAGCAACCUUUUUCAUAGUAAAUAAAAAAAUCUCUCUCUCUCUCUCUCUUUCUCUCUCUCUAUCUCUCUUUUUCUUCCCGAACUUGUUUCUUUUGUCGCUGUCUGCAACCAGCUCCACUUCUGAUGUCGUGGACGUACGCACUUAUGUAUAAUAGUCAGCAGGUGUCAAUUUCCAGUUGAAUAUUUUCUGUACUUUUGACUGGAGUAACAUAUAAAAUUAAUACAACUACUCAAAGUACAAAAUACAUUAAUUCUGUAAUCGAGUAAGGACGUAAAUGUACUCAUUCCUGACUCCAAGUCAUACGAACAAAGUGCCUACAAACUUGAGUAUCUACGACACCUCAGAAUUUGCUAUGUAUUGUCAAGAACUGUCUAGACGUGCUAUGAUUCCUCACCCUGAUAUCCAUCAUAUGGAUAACUACAGAAGCUGACCCAGACUUGUGUAAUAAGUGUCACCGUACGCAGGUAGCCCCCGAUUUACAAAGCCUCAGUCCAAUACAGUGGAAAACAGCUCUGGGACAAAAUGGCGUCCACGAUUCCCCUCACAAUUCGAAGGUGUAGAUACAACACUGUUACAUUUCACUGUGAGAUUAAUUUUCUUAGGCGCGAUUAUGUUUUUUGGCCACAUGAUGGCAGUGUGGGGAAAGGGGACAGUAAUUUAGUCAAGUAAAUUGGUAUGCUUUACAUUGUAUAUUAGUGUCAACGGCGUAUGUGACAAAUUAGACUUACAAACCUGCUCGCGGAACAAAACUCAUUUGCAUGUCGGGGACUACCUGUAAAGCGUACUUUUUAUUAGUUUGGUGCACAGGGUUUUUAAGGUGCACAGCUUUUAAGUGUAUUUUAUGCUUCUCUUUAUGAGAGGUUUUUUCAAGCACUCAAGUAUUGACAACUAAAGCCGUCCAUGUCAACACUAAACAAGGGAUUUGGCACAUUUUUAUGGUAAAAUCCAUAACAAAGAGGUACGAAGUAGUUACAAACUCGUACAGUCCAGCUUUACUGGUAACUUAAGAACUAUAUUUCAAAUUUUUUCCAGCAUGGUUAAAAUUAUUUGGUUUGUUUUUUUACUAUUUCCAGAUCUUUGGUUCAGGGUUAAAUUUGGGAAUGUGGGAAAUCUCUAAUACAGGCCAACUUUAGGUCACAGCUACAUAUCCUGGUAAUCUAAAUUGUUUAUUGUUCUUGUAAAAUUUGUUAUUAAUUAUUAUUUUUUAUCCAUAUAAAAACAGAAUUGUAUUUAAAAUUUCCUACGGUACUUAAAAAAAUCUUAUCAUGUGAAAACAAUAUAGGCAAAAAUUGUAAUGUUUCUCAUUAUACCACAGCAGUGUUCUUCAAUCUGAUUGGUCAAAAGGUGUUGAUUAUUAUUCUAGAUUAAUUCACUCUUUCUAGUCCAUUAUUGUUUAAAUAGCAACAUAUUAAAUUUGUCCUGAAAUUUGGUGAACGUUAAUGGCUAUUUAGUGUUUUUUUGGAAGGAGUCUCCAGUGUUAGAGCUUUAAAAUAUUUGUCACAAGCUGCGUGUUUUGAAAGCCAAUAAGACUGGAAAGGGAAAAGUUGUAAUAAAAAAAAAUAAAUGAUGGCAAAAACACUUAUUUGGACAGACUGCUGUAGUAUAAGAAGAAUGGAAGACUUUGGUACAUGCUGCUAUAGGAAAAUAAAUAAUGGUGUAAGAUCACUAUACAUACAGUAAAUAUGACAAGUCUACACAUCCCUGUUAUAAUUGAAGGUUUUAUUGCUUUUCCCUCUCUCGUGUGAAUUCUUUUGGAUGCUCCAUCAUGUUAUAGGCAGAAAAUGAUUUUGUAUACUUUUUUUAAUCCGGUUUAUUUUAAUGUUCUCACUUGUUAUAAUACUGUUAAAUAAUUUAGCUCAUUUAAAAAUUUAUUUCUGUAUACAUAUCAAUAGAAGACUAUAUUUAAAAUGAAUGAUGGAUUGAAUUAUCUUAUAUUUGUUUAAUAAUAAUCUUAUAAUGAGAGAUUCACUGCCUGGCCAAAAAAAAAAAAAAAGUCACAUCUUUAGCUUUAAUUAUGGCAUGCAGUGUGUAAGAAUGAUUCCUCAUGCCCCGGAAUCACACUUUCACAAUUUGAGUUCUGGAAUAUGUCUGUCUCGUCAAGGAAGAAAAACUCCACAGAUGUGAUAACCUGGUCAUUCAGUCCAUUCAGGUCGUCAGCUGACUAAAUGUUUUUGCCACACAAUGUUGCCGAAAUGCUCUUACUUUCAGUAUUAAACAUACCUGUUUAAAAUUUCCACCUAUUAAUUUUAUUUUCUGACCACAUGUCUUUCGCAAAGUGUUUUUUGGCCAGACAGUGUAUCUCAUACAUUUACCGAUAUAUAUAUAUAUAUAUAUAUAUAUACAGCAUCUCAAAAAAGUAAGUACACCACUUUAUUAUAUGUUCUCAAGGGACAAUUCUAUAGUAAUACUAUACUAUAUAGCUUUUAUUACAGUACAUAUUUACUAUCUUCUAACAAUAACUCAACAUACGGCCAUUAUUGUCUAAAUAACUGGCAACGAAAAUAAGUACACCCCAAGUGUCCACAGGGUGAAUAUUUUGUGUGAGCACUGUUGUUAUCUAUCACGGCCUUAAUCCUCCUGGGCCUGGAAUUUACCAUCAUGUUGUUGCUUGGAUCCUCUUCCACUCAUCCAUAAAUAAUGAUAUCACGGAGCUGCUGGAUUUUAGACACAAACUUUAAAAAAAAAAGGCUGUAUGUUGAGUUAUUUUCAAAAGUUUCAUUUCUAUAGUAUUCUCCUUUGAGAAGAUAAACUAAAAUGUUUGCUAAAAUUAGAAGGGUGUAUUCUCUUUUGUGAGUGGAUAUAAUAUAUCUUUAAGAAGUAUAUAUUUAUGCUAGCUGUGCCACUACUGUAUGUACUUUGCACUUCUGAUUUAAGUGCACACUACCUUAUGUCAUGAUUUGGAUUUGACUACAACUGUGAAAAUAAAGCAGUCUAACACUAUUAUGAAAUGAACUUAAUUUGAAGCAAAAUCCAUGAUUCCAUUCUGUGGUUGUAGGGAAUUGUAUGGGAUCAUGUGUACUGUAUACUGUAUAUCAAAUUGUCAUAGUGUUUUAUAAUAAAUAGG
Messenger RNA from Clarias gariepinus (North African catfish), 6712 nucleotides. It is a transcript of the gene slc2a12, whose product is annotated as solute carrier family 2 member 12. NCBI's taxonomy places the organism in Eukaryota, Metazoa, Chordata, Actinopteri, Siluriformes, Clariidae. The record is from RefSeq and is a predicted model, not a curated record. Gene Ontology annotation, cellular component: membrane. Bases 309 to 2129 code for a protein of 606 amino acids. Gene Ontology annotation, biological process: transmembrane transport. Gene Ontology annotation, molecular function: transmembrane transporter activity. The transcript has 6 exons.